GCGGCCGUUCGUUCAAUUCGUUCAGUCGCAUCCAGACCAGCUGGGCGACGUUCCUGGGGGAGGGGAUCGAGCCGAAGAAAAGAAAAUAGCGCAAGGAAGAAGUUAAAGACAAAGAGGGAGGACUCAGAUGAGAAGUUGUGACUGAGAGACGAGUCGUGGAACACGUGGAGCGUUAUGCAUAAAAGAGUUUUGACAGUCAGAACAACAUAGGCACAGUUUAUAAUAAGAUUUAAGGCAUGGCAGAAUUAACGAUCAAGUGUGCAAAGAUUAAAUAACGUUUCCAGGGUUUUUCAACAGAAAUGCACAGGAACAUUAUGGAGACGCCGAGUUCACAGAAGAGUUGGAAGUUCUUGCGGGACUCUCUGCUGCUUUGCUUCUUUGCCGGCCGUGGAGACGCUCAGUGUGACAGCUGUAUUGAGUACUGCUGUGAUGGAGCUCCUCCGUUCUGCUGCUCUUACUAUGCGUAUGUGGGAGACGUGCUCUCGGGAACGGCUAUCUCGGGGAUCGUGUUUGGCGUGGUGUUUCUGAUGGGCGCGGUGGCCGCCAUCUUUCUGUGCAUCUGUAUGUGUGUGAAGAACGGCCGCGGGGCGAGAGUGGGCGUCUUCAGCUCGUCGUACAUCAACACCGUGACUCAGGGUUACCCAGGUCCUCCACCUCCUUACAGCUACGAUUAUGAGAUGUAUUCUCCUGAUCUACGGCCGCCUCCAUACACUCCCACUCCACCCAGAGCGACAAACUACUCUCCACCUCCACCCUAUCCAGGCUACAGCCGCAAAUGAGCCUCCAUGUGUGUGCUAUUCUGAGAGGACACACAAAAUAAUGCACUAAAAUCAAAAAUGCCUGCACAAAUGCCAGACUGGCGCUCUGUCCGUAAAGCAGGGAUUUUCAUUCACUCGACCAGCGCAAAGAUGAUUCUUACACAAGGAUUGGAGUAUUUUUAUUUAUGACAUGGACAUUUAUGGUCUCAGAAACCUAAUGAACACUAAUAAACCUUAUUAGGCAACAUGAGGCCAGGACAGGCCUAAAAACUCCACAAUGUAAAUAUCAGUGU
Molecule: messenger RNA, 1051 nt
Organism: Sinocyclocheilus rhinocerous
Lineage: Eukaryota; Metazoa; Chordata; Actinopteri; Cypriniformes; Cyprinidae
Product: cysteine and tyrosine-rich protein 1-like
Exons: 4
Coding region: 300-779 (159 amino acids)
Source: RefSeq, a predicted model, not a curated record